UUAUAUUCGCAUCGAAUCGUCGGCAGUAGAGUACAAAUUAAGCAUAUAUAUUUAUAAAAAAAAGUGAUACAAGAAGUUAUUUUUUGUACUCUGUCCAGGCCACUUUGAGGCGAGGUUACCGAAGAUCAUAAUAGUUCUCAAGAUUUUUAUGUAAAAUUUCAAAAAAAUUACUGUCAGAAGACAAUAAGGACGUUUCCUGACUUUUUCAUUUGGCGGAUCGAAUCAUAACGGGAAAGAAUGUUAACGAAGAUUGACACAACAACUUCUCAGCAAAUUGGAGUUGGAUCUCCCGAGAAGACAGGAAGAUUUACACUAUUACAGCCUUGUCGUACGUAUGGCAAACAGUUUAUUAGUGUUCCAGUUAGAUUGAACAUUUACGCCUCACAAUUUGAUAAUUAUGCUGUAGUCAGCCAGGAUAAACUAAUUGGUCGAGAUAUUGGCUGUAUAAGCUUGAAAAAUUGUAGAGUAAACAGCCAAAAGACUGGUUUUCAAAUAGUUCCAGUGAAAUUUGAUGGUCCACCACUAACUUUUCUAACAGAUGAAGAUGAGGCGGCAGACUGGCAACAAUAUCUCUCAAAUUUAACAAAUACAGUCAGGAGAAAGAGUUCAAAUUUUCUUCCGGUCUUGGAAGAAGAAGACUAGUGAACCUCAAGUCAUCAAGAAGAGUAUUUAUGGUAUAUCUACCUAUUUAUAUGAAAAGAAGCUAAACUAUAUAUACAAAAUAAUAUAAAAAUGGGCCGUUUCUUUGUUAUAUAUAUAUACAUAUAUAUAUACAGUAUAUAUUUGAAAGAUGAAAUCUUUCCCUUUCCUACUAUCAUCCUACUUAUGAAAUGUUUUCCUUUGAAGAGACAGUUAUAGAGGAACGUGAGCUCGGAUAAAAAAAAUUGCAUAAUUAGAAAAAAAAUUAUUGAAUGAUAAAAUUGAUAAAAAAAAUAACAAUGACAAUGAUGAUGAUAAUGAUGAGACGUAUUACAUUUUUUUUCUAUGUUUUGCCUAUAACUUUCGACUUUUUCUUGUUUUGUGAAUAUUUAAACAGAAGAAAAAAAACUGUCAAACAAAAAUCUUGAAGAAGUAGAAGAUAGCGAUGAUGAUAAUGAUGAUGAUGAUGAUGAUGAUGAUGAAGAGGAGCAGGAGCAGGAGGAGGAGAAGAAACAAUAAAAGAAUUAAAUUUUGUAUUCGUUUUCUUGUGUCUAGUCGAUAUUUAUAUAUUGUUUUAGUUUCUUUUGUCACUUAACUGUGAGAUGAAUUUAUACUAGUAUAAGGACUUCCUCUUUUUUAUAUUGUACAAUGUAUUUAUGUAAUACUUUAAUAAAAAAGAUAGA
Dimorphilus gyrociliatus is the source of this 1322-nucleotide messenger RNA. The record is from the annotation of a GenBank genome assembly. NCBI's taxonomy places the organism in Eukaryota, Metazoa, Annelida, Polychaeta, Dinophilidae.